CCGUAAGAAUACUAUUAUUCAUACCAGCCCAGGCGUUUAGCACAACCGUUGCAUGCUACGGAGUCACUAAGUGCUACGACCAUGGCUGGAACAUAAGUGAAGCUGCUUCCCCCACACGGCGUGAGACGAGUCCGACAUCGUUCUGUUCUUCCCCAUCUGUAGUCUCCUUGUGCUCGAACAGACCGUCUGCAGCACAGCAAUCAAUCAUGGGUUUCUUCAAGAAUUACCGCGUCUAUGUGCUCACCACGGUGGCCUACUCGGGCUCGCUGCUCUUUGGCUAUGAUACCGGUGUGAUGGGCAGUGUCCUGGCCCUGACAAGCUUUAAGAAAGACUUUGGCCUGCCGACAGACUCUAGCGGCUUUGCGUCUUCCGCCAAUGCCCAGGUGUCUUCGAAUGUCGUGUCCCUGCUCACCGCCGGGUGCUUCUUCGGUUCCAUCUUUGCCGCGUUCCUCAAUGACCGCAUCGGUCGCCGCUACUCGUUGAUGCUUUUCUGCUUGGUGUUCAUGCUCGGUGCUGCCAUCCAGGUCGGUGCUCAUCACGAGAUCGGCAUGAUCUACGGUGGUCGGGUCGUGGCUGGCCUAGGAAUCGGCGGCAUGUCCGCCAUCACCCCGGUCUUUGUCAGUGAGAAUUGCCUCCCCGAGACCCGCGGUCGAGUGGCCGGCUUGUUUCAGGAAUUCCUGGUCAUUGGCAGCACCUUUGCCUACUGGUUGGACUACGGCGUCUCGCUGCGCGUUGCCCCGAGCACCCAGCAAUGGCGCAUCCCGGUUGCCAUCCAGCUUAUCCCCGGUGGUCUGAUGUUUACUGGCCUGUUCUUCUUGAAAGAAUCACCCCGCUGGCUCAUGCGGAAAGGCCGGCAUGAAGAGGCCCAUUCGUCACUUGCCUAUAUCCGAAACGAGCCUGAAGACAGCGAAUCCGUCAUGAAGGAAAUCGCAGAGAUCCGGGCCUCUCUCGAGGAGGAGCUUGCUGCAACUGAGGGUGUCACCUGGAAAGAAGCCAUCAGCAAGGGUAACCGCUACCGCUUCUUCCUUGCCUUCUGCCUCAUGUUUUGGCAGCAAUUCUCCGGCACCAAUAGUAUCGGCUACUACGCGCCGGAAAUUUUCCAGACUGUCGGUGUUAGCAAAACCAACGCGUCGCUGUUUGCCACUGGUGUCUAUGGCAGUGUCAAGGUUGUCAUGACAUUGAUCUUUUUGCUCGUGGGGAUUGACUUCAUAGGCCGGAAGAGGGCUUUGAUGGGAGGCGCUGUGUGGAUGGCUGCGAUGAUGUUCAUCAUCGGCGCAGUUCUGGCUACACACCCACCAGAUGUAAAGAGCGACACUGUCUCACCCGCAUCCAUGGCCAUGGUCGUGAUGAUCUAUCUCUAUGUCAUUGGAUACUCUGCAUCAUGGGGACCAACUCCUUGGGUAUAUGUCAGCGAGAUCUUCCCCACCCGCCUUCGCGCCUACGGUGUCGGUCUCGCCGCCGCCACCCAAUGGCUCUUCAACUUCGUCAUCACAGAAAUCACACCCCAGGCCGUGAACCACAUCGGCUGGCGGACGUUUUUGAUGUUUGGCAUAUUCUGUCUGGCCAUGGGCAUCUUUGUAACCUUCUUUGUGAAAGAAACUAAGGGCCGCAGUUUGGAAGAUAUGGAUGUGUUGUUUGGCACUGUUGAUGCAGAGCAGCGUGCCGCUGAUGUCGAGCAAGUCAUGAGCAAGAAUCGCAUUGAGCAUGAGGAGAAUGUUGACGAAAGCCGUGCUGCUAACACCACUACCACAGAAAUAGGGAAGGCGUAGACUCGCUAUAUAUUCUGGAGGUAAUUUCAUGUCUGUGAUAGCAAAAGAAUAUGUUGCGUAUUUGAGCUCUACUUAA
Messenger RNA from Talaromyces proteolyticus, 1845 nucleotides. Its product is annotated as general substrate transporter. The record is from RefSeq and is a predicted model, not a curated record. The transcript has 3 exons. Gene Ontology annotation, cellular component: membrane. Gene Ontology annotation, molecular function: carbohydrate:proton symporter activity. The coding region runs from base 207 to 1769 and encodes 520 amino acids. Lineage: Eukaryota; Fungi; Ascomycota; Eurotiomycetes; Eurotiales; Trichocomaceae. Gene Ontology annotation, biological process: transmembrane transport; carbohydrate transport.